AUGGCGAUCAAGAAAAGAAAUAAAAUCAGGUUACCAGGAGGUCCCCCUAAUGAGCUUGAAGUUGAUGCUUCUGUUCAUCGGUCAAUGCAGCAACUAAAGCCCGGAACGUUGAACGAUUCGGAUGAUGAUGAUGAUGAUAAUGACAUGUUUGAUUUGCAACCAAUAAAGUUUAAGAAAGUGCCCAAACGCGAUAUUACUUUUGAUGCUGAACAAGCAGCAAAGGAGGAUGAUUCACAUUAUAAAGGUCUAUACCAACCAAAAAAUAAUAUUAAUACAUUGAAGAAGAACAAAGACGAUUUGUUGGUUCUUAAUAUGGAAGACUUGAUGGAAGGAGGUCAGCAGCUAUUAAAAAAUUCAUCAGAGGUAAUCGAUGGUUUAGAAGGCGAGCAUACUAUUAGUAUACCAACUCGUGAAGAAAUUGUAAAACUAAAGACACAAAAAGCAAUAUCUAGAAGGAACAUUACUAAAAGUGAUGUUGUAAGCGAAAAAGAUUACGUAAAGCUGCUAGACAGCGAGGAUAAACGUGAACUUAUGGAGACAAUCAAAUCGAAUGGUGGUCUCAAACGCAUAAAUGAGAAAGAGAUUGAGAACUUUAGUGAUGAUGACAUGCAAGGCUUUCAUGAUGAAAAACUGGCCCUCACUGAUAAUCAAAUUGCUAUUCAAAAAGAUUUCAAAAGAAAAAUCAUUGAGGAAGCCUUAAGUGAUGCGCCGCAUAGAGCCAAUGAAGAAUGGGAAACGCAGCUUUUGAGCAAGGGUAAUAUACAUAAAUCUGAUGAAAAAAUCAUCACACCUUUACCAAUACUUUUUCCUGACAAUAAGGAAACCGGAAAUAACACUGAAGGAAUAAGUGAGAUGGUUUCGAAAAUUCGUUUACAAAGGAAAAAGGUUGAAAUGAGAUUGCAAGCUUUAGAAAAGGCAAAAAUUGAUCUGGAAAAUUCAAAGGCGAACAUAAUAAACAAGCUUAUGGACAAUUGA
Molecule: messenger RNA, 975 nt
Organism: Saccharomyces mikatae IFO 1815
Lineage: Eukaryota; Fungi; Ascomycota; Saccharomycetes; Saccharomycetales; Saccharomycetaceae
Gene: NTR2
Product: Ntr2p
Exons: 1
Coding region: 1-975 (324 amino acids)
Biological process (GO): spliceosomal complex disassembly
Cellular component (GO): U2-type post-mRNA release spliceosomal complex
Source: RefSeq, a predicted model, not a curated record